AGGAAGUGCGCGUGCGCGCUGGACCGGCUCGUCUUGUUCCGUCCCAAUCAUUGUAAACAGGCGGAGGCUGGGCGGGGUGGGAAUGGGGCGCCCGAGGCCGGCCUGGGGCGCAGCGCAGAGGGCGGCUGCGGCGGCCGCGUGAGCGCGAGGAGGCGGCGGCUGCGGCGAGGCAGGCGGUCGCGCGGCUGCAGGCACAGGUGUAAUGGAUAGGUAACAGAGGAGCCCACUUCCUUCUCUUGUCAGGGCAUCAGCAUGACCGAAUGCUUCCUGCCCCCCACCAGCAGCCCCGGUGAACACCGCAGGGCGGAGCAUGGCAGUGGGCUCACCCGGACCCCCAGCUCAGAAGAGAUCAGCCCGACUAAGUUUCCUGGACUGUACCGCACUGGCGAGCCCUCCCCUCCCCAUGACAUCCUCCACGAGCCUCCUGAUGUAGUGUCUGAUGAUGAGAAAGACCAUGGGAAGAAAAAAGGAAAAUUCAAAAAAAAGGAAAAAAGGACUGAAGGCUAUGCUGCCUUUCAGGAAGAUAGCUCUGGAGAUGAAGCUGAAAGUCCUUCCAAAAUGAAGAGGUCCAAGGGAAUCCACGUUUUUAAGAAGCCCAGCUUUUCUAAAAAGAAGGAUUAUAAAAUAAAAGAGAAACCCAAGGAAGAAAAGCAUAAAGAAGAAAAGCACAAAGAAGAAAAACAUAAAGAAAAGAAGUCAAAAGACUUGACAGCAGCAGAUGUUGUCAAACAGUGGAAGGAAAAGAAGAAAAAGAAAAAGCCAGUUCAGGAGCCAGAGGUGCCUCAGAUUGAUGUUCCGAAUCUAAAACCCAUUUUUGGAAUUCCUUUGGCUGAUGCAGUAGAGAGGACCAUGAUGUAUGAUGGCGUUCGACUGCCAGCAGUUUUUCGUGAAUGUAUAGAUUAUGUGGAGAAACAUGGCAUGAAGUGUGAGGGCAUCUACAGAGUUUCAGGAAUUAAGUCAAAAGUGGAUGAGCUGAAAGCUGCCUAUGACCGAGAGGAGUCUCCAAACUUGGAAGAAUAUGAGCCUAACACUGUAGCUAGUUUGCUGAAGCAGUACUUGCGAGACCUUCCAGAGAAUUUGCUUACCAAAGAGCUUAUGCCCCGAUUUGAAGAAGCUUGUGGGAGGAAUACAGAGAGUGAGAAAGUGCAAGAACUCCAGCGCUUACUCAAAGACCUGCCAGAAUGUAACCAUCUUCUGAUUUCGUGGCUCAUUGUGCACAUGGACCAUGUCAUCGCGAAGGAACUGGAAACAAAAAUGAAUAUACAGAACAUUUCUAUCGUGCUCAGCCCAACCGUCCAGAUCAGUAAUCGCGUCCUGUAUGUGUUUUUCACACACGUGCAAGAGCUCUUUGGAAAUGUGGUACUAAAACAAGUGACGAAACCUCUGCGAUGGUCUAACAUGGCCACGAUGCCCACUCUGCCGGAGACCCAGGCGGGCAUCAAGGAGGAGAUCAGGAGACAGGAGUUUCUUUUGAAUUGUUUACAUCGAGACCUGCAGGGUGGGAUAAAGGAUUUAUCUAAAGAAGAAAGACUGUGGGAAGUACAAAGAAUUUUGACAGCCCUCAAAAGAAAACUGAGAGAAGCUAAAAGACAAGAGUGUGAAACCAAGAUUGCUCAAGAGAUAGCUAGUCUUUCAAAAGAGGAUGUUUCCAAAGAAGAAAUGAGUGAAAAUGAAGAAGUUAUAAAUAUUCUCCUCGCCCAGGAAAACGAGAUCCUGACGGAACAAGAGGAGCUCCUGGUCAUGGAGCAGUUUCUGCGCCGGCGGAUCGCCUCCGAGAAAGAGGAGAUUGAACGCCUGAGGGCCGAGAUUGCCGAAAUCCAGAGUCGCCAGCAGCACGGCCGCAGCGAGACCGAGGAUUGCUCCUCCGACAGCGAGAGUGAGAGUGAGGAUGAAGAGGAGCUGCAGAUCAUUCUGGAAGAUUUACAGAGACAGAACGAAGAGCUAGAAAUAAAGAACAAUCAUUUGAAUCAAGCAAUUCAUGAGGAGCGAGAGGCCAUCAUUGAGCUGCGUGUGCAGCUCCGCCUGCUCCAGAUGCAGAGAGCCAAGUCUGAGCAGCAGGUGCAGGAGGACGAAGAGCCUGAGAGGCGUGGGGCCGCAGUCCAGCUGCCCCGAGACGGUGUCCUUGAGACAAAAGCAGCUAAAGAGCAGCCAAAGGCAGGCAAGGAGCAAGCAAAGCCAUCGCCAAGCAGAGACAGGAAGGAGACACCCAUCUGAGCAGCCUGGUGGGGUGGCAUGGAAGCCUCUGGACUGAAAGGACCUGUGCAUCUUACUGUAAUACUGAGAGUCGAGGCAUGGCUCUCCUGCGCUGUACAUUCUGUAAAGACGUCUUCUCUUCUCAGAGACUCUUCCUCUCUCACACGUCUGACUUUGCGUCAGGCUCAGGUGGCAGGAGGAUGAAGCAAUGGACACAUUGUGGGCUUGUAGGGGGCAGAUGAGUUUUCCAGAUAGUGUCAGCUUAUUUGAAGAUUAAUUUUCCUUGUUAACUUAAAAUAACUAUUUUAACCCUUGAGUGGCUUCUUUUUAAACCAAAAAUUGUCUUUCUUUGCUUUUUUAUCACAGCAGUAUCAGGAUCUCUUUCUCAUUCAAGGGGGGGAGCCAACCAGGUCAAUGCUGCGCCUGCCUUGUGGACGCCCGUUGUCUUGCCCUCCAGGGUCUCUGCAUACCUAGUCACUCUUGCUCGUGCCUUUCACACCUUCUCGGUGCAGAUUAUACCACGGGGGAGCUGCCUCAUAUUUUCUGACUGGCCAGAAUGGCUCUUACUGGGUGUUCCCUUUACCCACCCUUGUAACUCCUUCCUUGUACAGUUCUCAACUACAGUCUGUAAGCCCGAGUCAUUAGGAUGUCCUAGAUUGGUCACAGACAGGGGCUGCCUGUGGAGCUUGCCCGCCAGCCCCAGGCAGCACAGGCCCUGGCAUGACGGAGGCCGCCCGCUCCUGCCGGGUACUCACUGCCAGUGGGUUGGUCAAAGGUAACUGCCUUGACCUGACGCAUCCACACAAAGGGUGUUUCUCAGACCAGAAGUCUUUCACGUGACUGAGCUUCCAUUAGGAACAGAACGACUGCACACGCUUGCUUGGGCUAGAAGGUACACGUCUCUUUGCCUGAAUAAGCCAUAUGUGUAUGCUCUUAAACAAAAGUUGUAAAUUAUCCACAUCAUCUUAGUGAAUCUGCUGAUGGACUCCCAACUGACAGAUCGAGCAAUAGGAAAAAAUUACUUUCCUUUUAAUGAUGGCUGUGAUUCACCCCACCCUGUUUUCUUGCGUCCAGUCCAUCAGAUCAGGUGGGUGCUCCAAGGCUUCUGGGAGGCCGGGCUCUUAAGGUAACUUGAUUUCAGUCACGUUGUGUCAGAAUCGGCAACCGCUAGACAGGUCAGAUCUCGUGGCUCUGAAGACAAACCCCACACGAGGGCUCUCUCCUCCUCCUCCCAGUUAGUGUCUGUUUUCAGCACCUGUUCGAUGCGGUUUUUUAUCCUCUACCUAUUGCACUGUUGUGACUUGUUGGCCAUUAUUUGAUUUUUGUACGGAACAAAGCUUUGUUAUAGAAAUCAGCAUACUAUUUUUUUAAAUCUGGAGAGAUGAUAUUAUGGUGACUGAAAAUAUGGUCAGGUGUCAAAUAUAAAUGUAUAAACGCCUUCUUGCUGUCCUGUCAGUCAUAUUACAUUAAUUUUAUAUUUGCUGGCAAUAUUGAAGGUUUCUUUUUUGUUUGUGUAAACUCUAAUUUCUAUCAAGGUGUCAAUGGAUUUUUAAAAUUAGUAUUUCAUUACAGAUAUCUCAGCAUUGGUUAACUGAUUUUUGCCAGGACCAUUAUUGAUCAAGCAAAUAAAUUCAACAGCCAUUUGGGAAAAAGAAAA
This is a messenger RNA of Cynocephalus volans (Philippine flying lemur), 3850 nucleotides long. It is a transcript of the gene RALBP1, whose product is annotated as ralA binding protein 1. NCBI's taxonomy places the organism in Eukaryota, Metazoa, Chordata, Mammalia, Dermoptera, Cynocephalidae. The coding region runs from base 253 to 2214 and encodes 653 amino acids. Gene Ontology annotation, biological process: positive regulation of GTPase activity; small GTPase-mediated signal transduction; endocytosis. Gene Ontology annotation, cellular component: membrane. Gene Ontology annotation, molecular function: small GTPase binding; GTPase activator activity. The record is from RefSeq and is a predicted model, not a curated record. The transcript is spliced from 10 exons.